This is a messenger RNA of Danio rerio (zebrafish), 3369 nucleotides long. Lineage: Eukaryota; Metazoa; Chordata; Actinopteri; Cypriniformes; Danionidae. The record is from RefSeq and is a predicted model, not a curated record.
UUACACCCACCCACAAAAGCUUCCUGUGUGGGGGUACAAGCGCUUUAGACCUUGUGAUACAAAGUGUUGGACAGAAAAAAAUCAGACAGAGAGAGAAAGAAAGACAAGGCCACGGAUGUAGGAUCAACUCGACCAGACAAGCAACAGCAAACAAGCGAAAGAAGCUUAAGUUAGAGAUGAAGAGCAGAGAAGGUCACAGCCAAUCUAAGCGUUGACCACAGAACUUGUGAACUGCUGCAACCACUGCUUCCGUAACGACAUCAGUUCCUCAACUCAACUACAGCCCAAAGACAGACGCACGCAGAAAGAAAGUGAAAGAUGGGCUCCUUUCUGAAAUCCACCGAUCUCCCGUUUCUCUGAUAUGACAGAGGAAGCUGCUGUCUCACACAUCAUGCCAUGGACGCCCAAAUGCACAUUCUGAGGAACCAACUGGAUCUAAUCGCCAUCAAGGAAGCAGAAGAUGAAACGGCAGAGAACGGCUUUGCCGGGGAGUUUUUGAAACUGAAAAGGCAGUCGACUAAAUAUCGUGCGGAGAGGACGUAUCCCACCACAGCUGCAGAUAAACAAGACAAUGUGAAGAAGAACAGAUAUAAGGACAUUGUUCCCUUUGAUCACAGCCGAGUGAAGCUCUCCCUCUUCACAUCUAAAAAUGACACGGACUACAUCAAUGCUAGUUUCAUUAAGGGUGUUUCAGGCUCUAAAGCAUAUAUUGCCACCCAAGGGCCACUGUCAAACACUGUGCUUGACUUCUGGAGAAUGAUAUGGGAAUACAACAUAAAGGUUAUCGUGAUGGUUUGCCGAGAGUUUGAAAUGGGCAGGAAAAAAUGUGAGCGUUACUGGCCAGAGUCAAAGGGGGAUGUGUUUGUGUGUGAGGCCUUUACCAUACUCUAUGAGUCUGAUGAGAAUAAGGGAGACUACUUGACACGAACGCUGAAAGUGACAUUCAAGCAAGAGUCGCGAAGACUGAAGCAGCUGCACUAUGUGAACUGGCCUGAUCACGGUGUUCCUGACUCUAUUCCUGCCAUCCUGGAGCUUCUGCAGGAGAUGCGCAUUUACCAGGACAACGAGGAAAUUCCCAUCUGCAUCCACUGCAGUGCGGGCUGUGGAAGAACAGGUGCAUUGUGCGCCAUUGACUACACCUGGAAUCUACUGAAGAGACAGAUAAUACCAGAGGAUUUUAGCAUUUUUGAGCUGGUAAAGGGCAUGCGCACACAAAGGCCCUCAGUGGUUCAGACUAAGGAACAAUAUGAACUAGUUUACAGAACAAUUAAGUUGCUGUUCGAAAGAUAUCUGGCAGCACUUGAAGCACCAAGUAACAAGGUGCCAGAUUCCUCCUCUCCUGCCAUGUUAAGCAGUGGAAGUGAACUCUCAGAUAUCAGCGAUUUCAGCGAUCAGGAACAAACUGAGCACAGGAAUGAUGAGAUCCGAGUGGAUGAAUACAAUCAUGUUAUGCAAAACAGCGCUUCUUGGCAACAGCCUCAUUCACAAACAUUCAGUCCAGAGGUCAUGUCCAACAAACUCACUCCUGCAGACCUGCACAAUGCAAGAUGUGAAUGGGUCCAGAUCACAGACCAGAGCUCAUCUAUAGCACCAGUUCUUCAAACUGACUUUACGACUUGUGGAUCUCAAAAACCCGAGGCGUCCACCAGCCUAAGCACAACUUCAACACAAGUUUCAUGUUCAAAUUAUCUGGAAUGGGUAGAAAACCAAGAAGCUAGUCCUGUUGUCAAAGAUCACAACACUGUUAUUCCCAGCACCCUCUGCCUAACUGUGGAAGAUCCUUAUUUUGGGCCCGAGUCUCCACCAGGUAGCAACAAUCCCAGUGUUUUGAACUGUACGGCUCAUGAAAUCUGGACAGAGAAACCCUGUUUUACAAUACCUAGUUUAGCUCUAAAUAACCAGGCGUUGGAGAUGCCAAAGCAUGACUCCAAUAACAAAGGUGGAAAUACACUCUCAUCUGAUGAAGAAAGCCCUCCUCCUUUACCAGAACGAACUCCAGAGUCUUUUAUAAUGGCAGAUGAAACUAGUGGUCAGUCCAAUAAUGAAAAGAGUGAAACCAGUGAGCUGCUAACUCUGGUGAUCCCAACCAGCACCAGUUCUGAGAGUGUCAACAGAGACAACCCACCUUCACCUGUACCCCCUUUGCCAGAAAGAACUCCGGAGUCUUUUGAAAUGGCGAUGGAUGCGGACUUGGUACAGAAUGUGACCCAGGAAAAACCCCAGGAGGUUGUAAUGAGAGUUGGGAAAUCAUUAGAAUGGUCCGGGCAAACAAAUGAAGGUCAGACAGACAUGAAACGAUCGUGGUCCAGGAGCAAGAGCUUAAAACUUAGGAUGUCACUUCCUGCAUCAUCUACUCCACUCAGCCCUAUUACGAUCACAAGUCACAGUCCUCCUCCUCUACUGUAUAAGCAUACACAAGAUACUUUUCUAGACACCUCAACAUCACAUGGACAGACAUUUAACUCAUUUCAAGGGAAAGAAAGUCUAACUCCACCACUUCCCGAAAGGACUCCAGAAUCCUUCAUUUUGCACACGGAGAAAGUGUCGAACAACAGCGCCCCCUGUCAGCCAGUUGAAGCAGAGCAGUACAGAGGGAGAGUGGGAACAUCAUCUGAAUGGUCAGGAACUUCCCAGCCCAAAUCAUCGGUGGCACAUACUUGGAGCCGAAGCAAGAGUGUCAGAGCAAAAGGUUCAAAACAAGAGCCUCUUUCUGUGGCUCCGCUGUCUCUGCCCGUCUCUGUAACCACGCCAACCAUAGGCCAAGAGCACCAGAUGGGAUACAGCAAUCAGUUAGCAGCAACCGGGCAAUUGGAGAACCAGUCAAACAAAGGGGCAGAGAAAACUUCACUGGUCAGCAAAGCAAGGAGCAAGAGUUUCAAGCUUUUAAAAGGAAAACAGAAGCCAAAAACGGCUCCGCCUCCAGUACCAUCUUCAGCCUCAUCUACAGCCCCGCCUCAGCCUGUCCCAACUUAUGGUCCUGUGGGAUUAUUAUUUUCUUUUGGAACUCGUUUUGGAAAGCCAAAAGGACCUCGAAAUAAGCCAGAAACCUGGGUCUAGCUCAUACAAAAGGUUAACAACAACGAGAAAAAAAAAAAAAAAAAACAGCCUCACAUGCAAGUGUAACAGAAGAUUUUCUGAGAAAAGAUUUCUUUCAGCUUUAGAGAGACUGUGUUUUUCAGGGAUAUCAGAUUAACCUCACAGAAUAGAUGGACAUUUAUAAAGACUGUGCCUUUGUCAAUGACUUCAACAUCUUUAAAAGGUAUAGCAGCCUUUUUAAACAGCAUGUUGCAAAUAUAUUUAAGCAACUCAAAUGUAAAUAAAAUGAUUGCAUGUGUGCAACUAAAAAUAAUAAAAGGGAUGAAUGUACCG